AUGUGUGACAGUGGCGGAUGGCCUUGGCCACGCGGGACGCAGCCACUGCGCUUCGCCUUCGCGAGACAGGUUCCACACGCGCCCUUUUUUUUUAGACUAGACUAGCCUCGCGUCUUUUUUACUCUCCCUCUCUCUCUCUCUCUCUCUCUCUCUCUCUCUCUCUCUCUCUGUAAUUCUCUCCGUGUCUCUCUCCCUCCCAUUAAUCUCACCUACUCCUCUCUUGGUCGCCUCGAGCCCACCCGUGGGAGUAAAAGAAAGAAGAAGGGAAGAAGUGAAGGAAGAAGCGCGCUGCCGGGAAGGAGACGUGUUUCAGAGGAGAGCGGUAAGCAGAUAUAGUUUUUCUUCUGAUCUCUGGUCGAUGGAUUUAUCACUGACAAUACAACAAUAUUUUAGCUAGAAAAUCGAGUGAAGCAUGGGGGACUGGAGCUUUCUAGGGCGGCUGCUGGAGAAUGCUCAAGAACACUCCACUGUAAUUGGAAAGGUUUGGCUGACCGUCCUCUUCAUCUUCCGUAUCUUGGUGCUGGGCGCAGCAGCUGAAGAGGUUUGGGGUGAUGAGCAGUCUGACUUUACUUGUAACACGCAGCAGCCCGGUUGCGAGAACGUCUGCUACGACGAGGCCUUCCCCAUCUCCCACAUCCGCUUCUGGGUGCUGCAGAUCAUCUUUGUCUCCACGCCCACUCUCAUCUACUUGGGCCAUGUGCUGCACAUUGUCCGCAUGGAGGAGAAGAGGAGGGAAAGGGAGGAGGAGCUCAGGAAGGCCGCACGGCAACAGGAGGACCACGACCCUCUCUAUCACAACGGAGUCGGUGAUGGAGGAAGAGGAGGAGGCGGGAAGAAGGAGAAGCCACCAAUUCGUGAUGAGCAUGGGAAGAUCCGGAUCCGCGGGGCGUUGUUGAGGACCUACAUCUUCAACAUCAUCUUCAAGACUCUGUUUGAGGUGGGCUUCAUCCUGGGACAGUACUUCCUCUACGGCUUCCACCUGAGGCCGCUCUAUAAAUGUGGCCGCUGGCCCUGCCCCAAUACUGUGGACUGCUUCAUCUCCAGGCCCACUGAAAAGACAAUCUUCAUCAUCUUCAUGCUGGUGGUUGCCUGUGUCUCUCUGGUCCUCAACUUGCUGGAGAUCUACCACCUGGGCUGGAAGAAAGUCAAGCAGGGGGUCAGCAAUGAGUUUGUACGCGACAGUGAGUCGCUGCUGCCGGGCGGAGACGAGCCUGGAGACGCGGAGACGAUUCCUGAGCAGACCUCUGCGUCAGUGCUCGACUGUUUGCCGGCGUAUGCCAGCGUGAACGUGUCGGGUGGAGCAGCAGAGGGAGGAGCCUACGGUCCAACCGAAGCCUCUCCUGCCUCUGUGCUCGCCACACACAAGAUGGACGGCUCAGCGUUCCAUGCAGACGACUUCCUUUUGGAGGCCCAACCCACUUCUUUUUAUGGUGAGAAAGUGCGUGUUGGGAGCCACGGGCAGCUGAUGACGAUGGAGCAGAACUGGAGCAACAUGGCACUGGAGCGCCACAAUCUGGAAAGAAAAACCUCCUCCUCCUCGUCCUCCUCCUACCCUCCUCGUCUACCCUCUCUUCCUACCUCCUCCUCUUCCUCUCCUCAUGAGGAGACCAUCCCACCGCUUCCUCAAGGGGAGCAACACUCCACAUUUCCUACACUUCCUCGUCAUACCCCUCUCUCUACCCUCGCACCGGCGGAGGCAGCGGUGGAUGAGGAAAACACAUCACCUUGUAUGGUCCCACAUGACGACUUCACCGUGGUUACCCGGGCGGAGAUGCAUCAGCCUCCUGUUGCUGCUGCGAGAGACAUCCGGAAGCCAAGUCGGGCCAGCAAGAGCAGCGGCGUCCGAGCUCGCCCCGAUGACCUGGCAGUGUAGCUAAAACACACACACACACACACACUCACACAUUUACACAACCAUGCAUGCAUGCUGUGUACACAGAAAAUCUACAUGAGCAAUUUUUUUCAUAUAUGCACAACAGCAUAAAACCACACACAAGCAUGCCCUCCAGCAAAAGACAUGCUUGCAUGGAAGACAUGCAAAACACUACUACAUUCAGCUGGAGGUGGCUGCUUAUUUUAAUCUCAGAAUUAUGAACUAGAAGUAAGGAUAGGUAGGGAGUUUGGCCAGACAUGAGCUUCACAACUUGUAAGACAUCAGCUCAUAGGGGCUUUGCAGAAAUCUCCUAGCAACACAUCUGGAGUCAUAUCGGAGUCGACUCUAGCUCCAUAGUUAGCGCACAGACAUGAGAGUGGUAUCAAUCUUCUUAUCCAACUCUCGGUAAAAUCGCAAACUACCAUAUUUUCUAAAAUGUAACUAUUCCUUCAAACAAUACAAUCAGCGGAUUAUCUCCAACAUGGCUGCCAAAGAGUAGAUUACAGUAUCUACAUUAGUUUUUUUUAAUGAUUAGUUGCUUGGUACAAAGAGAGAAAUUAAGCGCCAAAAUGGCUGCCACUUACUGUACUGGCCCUAGUCUCACAUUUCUUUGGAGAGGUUGGACAGGGGAGGUAUAAAGGCCCAUGAAAUGGGAAUCACAAACACUUACAUACACAUACUUACACACACACACACACAUAUAGCCAGCACAGACACAAAUACGUAAAGGUUAUAGUGAUGAUGAUGAUGAUGAUGAUGAUGAUGAUGAUAAUGAUGAUGAUGAUGAUUACUAUGAUUGGACUAACUAAUGAGUUUGGGAGCGUAGAGGCAGUAAUGCCAUAUUCUUUUAUUUUCAUCUAUCUUUCAUUUCUUUGCUGGGAGACAUCAGAGGAGAGGUUUGCACUUUUGUUUCUUUAUUUUUAUUUCUCUUGUGACGUGAUGAUGGAGCUGAACAGUCCAGUGUGUCGUAUCUGUCUGUCUGUGUGCACGGCGCUCACCCAGCCUGUAGUUUCAAUGAAGAGAGGGAUGCACUGACGUUAGGACAGAGCGGGAAGAGAGCGAUAAAGCAGUCCCACCCUGAGACAUAGUCCUUAGGCUUCACAGGCUCUGUGUGUGUGUGUGUGUGUGUGUGUGUGUGUGUGUGUGUGUGUGUUUGGGUACCUUAAUCUUGUUUCAGUGUUUACAAAAUGACAUCUCUGCAGUUACAUCAGGGUAAACUAUAUAAAGUAUAUAAAUAUGUAAAUAUAUCAUGAUUAAUAGUAUUGAUAGGCACCACAGGAUGUUAUACAGAACUACCUACAUUUAAGAAAAAGUUAGUUUCUGGUCAAGCUGCAAUUUAUAGCGACUUUUACCUAGAAAAUCAAAAGUGCUUUAGCGUUUUCUGACAUUGGCUCCACAGGUCACUUUAUGCAAAAAAAUAAAUUAAAAAAAAUCCAAUGUUAGAAGACUUUAGGGAAUUUAAAAUAAUAAUAGUACACAACCAAGGGCUUAAACAACAUUUAAAGCAAUUUAAGCUCUGCAGCUUGAACAGAGCAUAAAAAUCAGUACCCCUUCUUUCUGAUGCUUGUGUUUGCAGUGUGUUACAGAACUGUCGAGUUCCCCCUAGCUGUUCUGUAUAGGCGGACUCUAAGUUAAUUUUCUAGACUAGCUGUAGAUUACACAGUAGCUUUUUAGAUUUUUUGAACAAAAAGAAAGCAAUAUGAUCAACAAAAAAAGUGCUAACUUUUAUUUCUUUGUCAGUUCUUAACAGACAUCCCACAUAGGAAUGUUCAUUUUUCCUGUUCUUCUCAUUAAUUCCUGCCAAAAAAAAAAAAAAAAAAUACAGAAAAUGGCUGAUAUAAAUUCACUUCCCAACAGCUUUAAUUUAUCAAAUCAAAUUAUUAAUGUUUUCAUUCAGGAAUAAAAAUGCACAUUAUUAGCAAGUCAACAAAGGAGAGUGGUUUGGGGCGAACCGCGUUUUGGGUUUGUAUAUCUUUGUGUUUCUCUCUGAGCAGAAUAUUAGUUGAUUAUACUUGAAAUAGUACUACUAGACUACUAGAAAAGUGCUAGAUUAUAUCACAUGUGCCUGAAGUAGCAUUUGAACACAUAACCAAAAUAACCAAAUGAAAGUAAAGAAAAGUCUGAUUUAAUAUGUUUACAUUUCGAUAUAAACAAAAUGUUGUUUUUGUAGUUUGUAGAUAAAAUAAUCUUAACUCAAGGUCCACUUACUCACUUUUUCUGAAGCUUUCCACCACAUCUCACAGUCUUCAUUGUUUUUGUAGUCUUGUCCAGGUCUGGUCAAAUGUUGUACCAUCAGGUAACUAACCUGUGAUAUUAUCCUGGGUUCAUUCUCCUCAGAAAAAGACUGUCAUGCUGCAUGAGUCAGAUCUUAGAGUGCCUCGAUUAAUAUUUGACUCUAAAAUGGUCACAUAUCGUACAAAUAAAUCAAUAUACUGGGAAUGCUGCUCAUCUGCAUUCAUGGCAACUUGGAACAUGUGUAUGAGCUCAAUAAUUAGUUAAAACAUUUGGGUAUAAUAGCCAUGGCCAAGUACAUUAAGCUCAGAAUUAGCAUUGACGCUAACUUCUAAAUUGCUAAUGUUGAGUGCAUAUUGUAUGUUUAUUACACAUUAUUAACUAAGUUAAUUAUUGCACAUUGUCAAAACUGGUAUCCUCAACGU
Messenger RNA from Sander lucioperca (pikeperch), 4530 nucleotides. RefSeq names its product gap junction alpha-3 protein-like. The record is from RefSeq and is a predicted model, not a curated record. NCBI's taxonomy places the organism in Eukaryota, Metazoa, Chordata, Actinopteri, Perciformes, Percidae. Gene Ontology annotation, cellular component: connexin complex. Bases 413 to 1873 code for a protein of 486 amino acids. The transcript is spliced from 5 exons. Gene Ontology annotation, biological process: cell communication.